AUGGCUAAACACACCAAAAGUCUCUACAGCACUUGGGUCGCUUUGUUCCUGUCCAUAGGGUCGGUCGCCUGUGCCUAUUUCACAGUCAUCACUGCCACUACUUCGGCACAACCAAGCUUUGUUACGUACAUGCAUCUGGACACGGCAUCGAACGCAACUCAGCUACUUGGAGCUGUCAAUGGCGUGUAUAUCGCUGGAGCAUUGAUUGGAUCUAUCCUCUCAUCGUAUGCCACCGAUACGUUGGGUCGCCGUAAAUCGCUGUCCUUGACAUCGGCUCUGGCGACCGUCGGCGGCAUAUUACAAACAGGCUCUGUGAACAUGGGCAUGUUCAUUGCUGCUCGACUGAUUGCGGGAUUUGGCAUAGGUGCAAUAUUUGCAUUGGUUCCUCUCUUUCAGAGUGAAAUAGCCCCACCCACAGCCAGAGGUCUACUUGUUGGCACUCAUGGGAUCAUGAUCUCGCUAGGUACCGUCCUGCCGAACUGGAUCGGACUCGGCUUUUACUAUGUCAAUGCGAGCGGUGCACAGUGGAGACCACCGCUAGGCAUCAUGUGCAUCUUUACUCUUGCUCUUGCAGUUGGUGUAUGGUUUGUGCCAGAGUCUCCCAGAUGGCUGAUCAACAAGGAUCGCCACGAAGAUGCGAUCAAGUCCUUGAUUCGGUAUCAUCGCAACAAAGACGAUCCGGAUAAUCUUCUUGCGCUCUCCGAAUAUGGGCAGAUCAAAGCUCAGCACGAUGAAGACGAAAAGAACAAGGUUACAUGGAAAGACAUGUUCACUGUGCCCACAUAUCGUCGACGAGCUGGUGUUGCCGCCUUUGUCAUGAUUGGCAGCCAGAUGGCAGCUACUUUGUUGACGCAAGUCUACAAUCCGGUCCUAUACGGGCGACUAGGCUUCGGCGUUCCAAUGCAGCUUGUCUUCACAGGAAUCUGGGCCAAUUUCACCAUCAUCGGCAACACUAUUUGCGCCUUCACCAUAGACCGCAUGGGUCGCAUCCUGGCUCUCAAGAUUGGAUGGAUCGGCAACGCGCUUGCUUGA
This is a messenger RNA of Cyphellophora attinorum, 1032 nucleotides long. Its product is annotated as High-affinity glucose transporter. The record is from RefSeq and is a predicted model, not a curated record. Gene Ontology annotation, molecular function: carbohydrate:proton symporter activity. The transcript is spliced from 7 exons. Gene Ontology annotation, cellular component: membrane. Lineage: Eukaryota; Fungi; Ascomycota; Eurotiomycetes; Chaetothyriales; Cyphellophoraceae. Gene Ontology annotation, biological process: transmembrane transport; carbohydrate transport. Bases 1 to 1032 code for a protein of 343 amino acids.